Messenger RNA from Nicotiana tabacum (common tobacco), 6650 nucleotides. NCBI's taxonomy places the organism in Eukaryota, Viridiplantae, Streptophyta, Magnoliopsida, Solanales, Solanaceae. The record is from RefSeq and is a predicted model, not a curated record.
AUUCUCUCCAUGAAGCUUAGGAGGGGUCAAAUUAAUAACACACUAAAGAACAAAACAUAGUCACAUACCGAACUGAACUCUGUGAUUUCAAGGGGAAUGAAAGAGUAUGAGAGGGUUCUCCUCUCUAGCUUCAAGGGCUUCUUCACCUGCUUUCACAAAUCUCUCUAAACAAAACCACAAUUCCCUCAGACCCAUUACUCCAAAACCCUCAAAUCUUGACUCUGUUGCGACCACUAGCAGCACCACCACUGAACAAACUUCACCCGGUAAGUCUUCAUUGAACUGGCGUUCCAACACUUCAAUUGCAGCUAAAAAACGGAACUUUCAAGGAAGUGGUAUUGAUUACGAGUAUUUUACUCAGAUUCUUGCAAGAAAUGACUGGUAUUUAUUGCUAAACCAUGAGUAUAAAGCCAAGAGGGUUACUUUGAAUCAGCAAGCAGUUGUUAGUAUUCUGCAUAAUCAAGAAAAUCCAUUACACCCUUUUAGAUUUUACAUCUGGAUUUCGAAUAUUUGUCCCUCUUUUGCCAAGAAUCAAUCAGUUAAGGGGGUCUUAGGUAAUUUACUUUGUAGAAGAGGUCCCCUUUUGUUGUCAGCUGAGCUAGUUCAGGAUAUCAGAAACUCUGGAAAUGUAAUUACUGUGGAUUUGCUUUGUGUUCUGAUUGGUAGUUGGGGGAGAUUAGGGUUGGGGAAGUACUGUGCUGACAUAUUGGAGCAGGUUUCUUAUUUGGGACUCACUCCUACUACUAGGUUGUAUAAUGCAGUGAUCGAUGCGGUGAUCAAGUCCAAUUCACUUGACUUAGCUUAUCUAAAGUUUCAGCAAAUGCAGGUGGAUAAUUGUAAUCCGGAUAGGUUUACGUAUAAUAUUCUCAUUCAUGGAGUUUGUAAGGUUGGGGUUGUGGAGGAAGCGCUUCGUCUGGUUAAACAGAUGGAAGGAGCGGGAUACUCUCCCAAUGUGUUUACUUACACCAUUUUGGUUGAUGGGUUUUGUAAUGCUAGAAGGGUGGACGAGGCUUUUGAACUCUUCCGGAUAAUGAAGGAUAGGACUAUUGUUCCUACUGAAGCUACUGUAAGAUCAUUGGUUAAUGGGGUAUUUCGUUGUAUGCCACCAGAUAAGGGUUUUGAAUUAUUAUCUAGAUGGUUAGAGAAAGAAUCUGCCUUGCCUGAUAUAGCUUUUUCUUCCAUGCUACAUUGCCUUAGUACUAAUUCUUUGCCAACAGAAGCAGCCCAACUUUUAAGAAUAUCAAUUGAUAAAGGUUACGUCCUGGAUAAUUCAACUAUUAACAUUGUACUGACUUGUUUAAUCAAAGGAUUAGAGCUUGAUGAUACUUGUCAGAUGUUAGACUUUAUCACUGUUCGAGGUAUGAAGGUUAGUAUUGAUAUAUAUCUUGCACUUGUUGAUGUUCUUUACAAAGCAGGGAAAGUAGAAAAGGGGAAUGAAUAUUUGUUCCACAUGUUUAAGGAUGGUUUUGUAUCUAACACAUUCUUCUAUAACCGGGUCAUUGAUUGCUUAUGCAAAAUCAAAAUGAUGGACAAAGCAUCAGAGUCUUUUAAAGACAUGCUUCAGAGAGGUCUCGCUCCCAAUCUUGUAACUUUCAACACUCUUAUUAGUGGACAUUCUAAGGUAGGGGAGAUUGACAAGGUACGUGAGCUAUUAGUCAUGUUACUGGAACAUGGUUUUCGACCAGACAUUUUCACGUUUAGUUCACUGAUUUACAGCCUUUGUAGAGUAAACCGGAUUGACGAUGCUUUAGACUGUUUCACUGAGAUGGUAGAAUGGGGAGUUGCUCCAAAUGCUGUUACGUACAAUAUCUUAAUUCGUGCACUCUGUGUCCUGGGAGAUGUUGGUGGAUCGCUGAACUUAUUAAGAAAAAUGCAAGAUGAUGGAAUAAAAGCAGAUGUUUUCUCCUUCAAUGCCUUAAUUCAAAGUUUUUGUAGGAUGAAUAAGAUUGACGAGGCACAAAGGCUUCUUGUAAGCAUGUUGACGCUGGAUUUGAGCCCUGAUAAUCAUACUUACGGUGCAUUUAUUAGGGCCUUAUGUAACUUGGGGAGAUUUGAUGAAGCUAAGAACUUGUUUUUGUCAAUGGAAGCAAAUGGAUGCAUCCCCGACGCUUCCACAUGUAAAUUAUAUUUUGAUUCAAUUGUUCAAUCAGGAUGUAGUGAAGAAGCUCGGGAUGUUUUAAGGGAGUGCAGGGAAAAGGGGAUGCUAUUGGAACCCGUUACUGCUUCAUAGUAUCUUUUCUUUAGGAUUGAUUAUCACUUGAUGCUGACAACCUAUGCUGCUCCUUAGCCCACCAUGGACAUAAGCUAUUGACUCAACAAGCUGGGUUCUACACAAUAAUUUUGGAGACAAAUGUACUAUAGGUAUGACUGUUUUCUUGAUAAGUUACUAUAGGUUUGAUGUUAUGAUCUCCUCUAUGUCUCUGAUCUUUUCCUCGUUUUCUUCUACUUCUUUUGUUGCCGUAUACGCUUUUAUUUUUGAUAAAUAUGUGUGUUUGAUUUCUAAGUUGUUUAUUAUUUUGGUGUUUUUCUGGUUGAUACUUGACAGUGAAAAGCCUAUGGCUAAUUAAAGCAUAACUUCUUCCAAUCUUUGCUCCUUUGGUCACUAUAUUUGCAAUUAUAAAUCCCUAAUGGUAAAAGAUGCUAAGGAGGCAAGAAGGAUAAAAAGAAUUACUAGACAGACAGGAGGUUAAAUCUGAUUCCUUUCCCGAAAACGAUUUUCAAAAUGUCUUGAGAGGGAAAAGUGGGAUUUGGUUAUAAUAUAGUGCCAGUCUAAUGGACUAGAAAUUGACAAGUGUAUAAAGUAAAGGCGCUACUCUAUGACUCCUGAUGAUCGGAUGUUGACUUUUGUGAUCGUUUUGUGGUCAUAAAUUUUCCUAUUUAAUUGACAGAAUAAAAAUAGAAAGAUGUCACAAGACUUUCUCAAUAGACAAAUAUCUGAGUAUUCUGUUGAGAAAGGUAUUUUCUCUUGUUUUUAAUGUUAUUAUGGUAUGCAAUUAGGUGUGACCUAUUACUACUAAGCAGCAGUUCUGAAUUUAAUGUUAGUUGAAGCAUCCAAUAUAACUUGUCAACUGCGAAAAUUGUACGUUGGGCUUAAUUUGUAACAGAACUGCUUUAUUCUUCUUUGUUUCGGUGAAAUAUAAACAGCAUUAGUCAGAGAUGGCAUAUGCAAUCAUCUUAGUGGAGUCAUCAGGGAUUUUGAAAUAUAGCAGUCACGUUUUGCUGUCAGAGCUAAAUUUCAGGACUGCUCAGGAUGUGUUGGCAUGAAAAAAUAAUUCUAGACUUCUUAAGACCAUAUUCGUGAGGAAUAGACUUCUUAAGGUUAAUUUGAUUUUGGCCAGGAAUGGCAGUCAGAUAGGAUUGGGCUUGCUGUGAGGUGUAGAGAUACUCCGAAAGUUGAAUUAUCUAAUGUGUUCUCCAUCAUGACAGCUAAAAAGACUACAAUUGCUGAAUUACUUAUAAGUGCAGUGGACCCAAUCAUUUGACGUAUCUCUUAGUAAUACAAUUAGGAUUAGAAUGAAUGAUGUAGAAGAGUUCUUACUGAACACUAAUUGGCGAUUCUGAUAAGUUAAUAUGGAAUAUCUGAUAAAAAAGAUUCUGAUAAGUUAAUAUGGAAUGGAUCCACAAGAAGCUUUUCAGUGAAGUCAUACUAUAACAUUUUACUUAAUGGGGAUGGGUCAAACCCGAUAUUGUUGUCGUUAUGGAAGUCCAAGGCACCUAAUAGUGUUGCUUCUUCGCAUUGAGUGCAGCGUCAGGUUCCACCUUGGCAGCCAACAAUUUGAGGAGGCCAAGAGUUUCAGUGAGCUGUGUUGUAUGUAUAACGCUCAUGAAGAGGAUGUUGAUCACCUCAUUCAGCAUUGUAUUUUUUUUUUCAUCCUAUAUAUCAAAGAAUUUCAUCAGUUGAAUAUGCCAAACUUUUUAGAAGAAUGUGCAUGAAUGGGUGACUCAACCAAUUUUAGCAAAUAAGGAGUCUCAAUCAUCCUUUGCUACAGUAAUUUUUUCUUUACACACCAAAUAGAAGUACACGAAACAAAAAUGAUUUUUAUGCUACUAUUAUUUAUUUCAAUAUUCUGGAAAGUCGUCUUACAGUGAUGUUUUCUUUUCCUUUUCGAAAUACGAAGAAGUGCCUGUGGAACUACUGUCAGUAGUACACUCAAUUACUUCUUGUGAAUGUUUAAAUAAAGAAGAAAAGAUUACUCUGUGAUUUUUUGAAUAUUCCUAUGUCCGACUAGUAAGAAGCUGUUGAGAGCUAGGUUUCCUGAAUGUACAUCUUCCUAGCCGGUCCUAAAUUGAUGAACAAAGAAGCAUCCAGGUAUACUCAACUCUCUAGAUCCCUUAACAUUUUGUUUGAACCUUUGUUUAAACAACCAAUGCUUUGAUCAUUUAAUUAAAUUUUUGCCGUCAGCCCAUGUUUAAUAUUGUGCUGGCAAAAGCAGGCAUUUUAGUCGGUUUUACCUACGUUUUGUUUAAUAUUUCAUGGGUUAACCCAAUAACUGUGGCAGAGGCAAUGCUUAUUGGAGGACAAGAUGGACACAAGGAAAUAAGACAGGCUAUGCAAUUUCCAUACAAUUUGGGAAAAAAGGUUUAGUACAAUGUUUGAAGGAUUAAAACUCCAUAGGUUAAGGUUAUGUUCCGUUUGUAUCUAAUCUCUAUUUUAGGUGUAACAAGGAUUCUCCCGUUUGCACAGAUAGUUGGCUUGAUUUGAGGAUUUUUAAUUACGCUGUACUAUUAUAUAAUGUUUGUAGAGCCAUUAUUAAAAAAAAGGAGAAAAGAAUCAUAUAAUGUUCGCAGAGCACCCAAAGGUGACCUAGCCGUCAAUGAAGUUGGAAUGGACUCAAAUUCCAGCGGAGGCAAAAAGAGUUAGGUGAUUUCUUCCCUUCUAUUUAAGUAGUGGUGGACAGAGUUACCCAAUAAUUUUUACUAGUGAGAAGUAGCAGGUACCUGGUGAAUUAGUCGAGAUGCACGCGGAUUUGACUUGGACUCCAUUGUCAUAAAUUUUUUCUAUAGCACUUUCAUUGUGUGUAUCAAUUGCAUAAUUUUGAAAAUAAAAGAAUUGUUGUAGUUUGGGGAUUUGGUUGAAGUCCGACAAUACUUUUGGUGGUUUCAAUUGGACAACAUUGUCCAUGUACAAUAUUUGUGCAAUUGGAGAUUUUCUAAUAAUGGUGAACUAGCAGAAAUGAUAGGUGCAUAUGUGUGAAGUGUGAUUCCCAGUUGUAGUUCAUGCUUUUAGUUUCUCGGGCUUAACAAUUUCUUAAACCACAAGACUUACAUUAUUGAUUAAACAUUGUUAGAUCUGAGAUGGUAUUCUGUAGCUAUCACAAAUGUUAGGUACAGUGUGGAAGAUAUGUUUCACAGGCACUCCAAAUCUCAUGGCUACACAUGAACACCCUAUACUUUUAGGAAAUUUCUGCAACACCUCUGAGUCUUUGGUUUCCAAGGACCUUCAAUCUUUUAGCUAUUGAUAAUGUUAUAGAAAGCAUUGUUUUAGAUUCUCCUAGUAGAAGAGUAUUUGUAUUAAAUAAUUCUUGUUUUUUAGGACUUCUGUAGAAAAGUGUAUGGGAUUAGCAUUUUCACUCAUGCAUAUAUGUGCCUGUGCCACAAUUCUAAUAGAUCUCUCCUUUUAUAUGAGGAGUGGCUGUGCUUUUCCAAGGAGCAGCAGUCUUUGAUUGAUCUGCCUUGGAGAAACAGCAAGUUUAACUUUAGGAGGUGAAUGAGCUGUUAAAAGCAAAGCAACAUGCACUCGUUUCUCUGUCAGAUUUGGAAUAAUAAUGAGGUGCUUAAUUGAUCUAAGAAAUCUGAUUUUCAGAUCAAGGAACUGACUAAAGGGAAAAGGAAUUACUGGCUCGUUCUUAUCAAUACCAAACCAAUACUUACUAUGGAUGCUUCACUGUGAACGCGAAGAUGGAGCCCUUGUUUAGAUCUUAUACAUGAAACCUGGGUGUUAAUUUGUAAAAGGUUUUUCUCUGCCUCCAUACAUGAUGAUGAAUUUUUUCUUCCUUUUCAUCUCUGUUCUCGUCUAGAUGGAGUGAACUGUACUCGUGACCGGUUUAAGUCUUUGUGCUCAUGCAUCUUCUAUGAAAGAAGUUUUUCUUGACUACUUCAACCAUGUAAACAUAAGCUGGCUAGCAAUAUAGGCUCUUGACAUGUGGUUUAAGCCCCUUCUCGUAAAGGAAAAAGAAAUAUUUGAUCAUUGAAAGCUGUGUUAGCUGAAAAUGUUUUAAUUUCAGCAUCUGUGGUCAUAAAGUAUCAAUAUUGUGUUCUAAGUUGGCCUUUCGAGGCUAGGAUGGUUUCCUGCCAGUUGAAGAUUCUUCUUGUGGUUUAAAGGAAUGUACAAUGGCAGAAGUUCAACUGCUUCUCGGUCCUUAACCGAGAAGACUCGAAAGAGGAACGAUCACGAAGAAGUGACGCGGCCCCAUCUUUAAUAUUUCCAAAUGGAAGCUGGGCUUGGUCUUUCACCUUAUUUCACUAUUUCUGUGGGUUCCUAUCUUUCCCAGAAGUACUACUGGCUAAGGAAUCAUCAAGAGUUCAAGAUACAUCUCCCUGUAUCAGUGUUAUCUAUUACUUAGUGGUUGAAUGAGGAACCAUAGCAGGUUUCCUCUUGGAAAUUUUGUAUAGACUGAAUUGACAAGGACUAACGAUUUAUCCAUUUGUUC